Messenger RNA from Postia placenta MAD-698-R-SB12, 2805 nucleotides. RefSeq lists its product as hypothetical. The record is from RefSeq and is a predicted model, not a curated record. The coding region runs from base 1 to 2805 and encodes 934 amino acids. The transcript is spliced from 12 exons. Lineage: Eukaryota; Fungi; Basidiomycota; Agaricomycetes; Polyporales; Adustoporiaceae.
AUGAAUGGUCUUUACAUCCUUAUUCCUGACACGUCUCAUAUGCUCGCUGCUGAGCAUCCCCCACGCGAUAUAAGUACUCCCGCGCUUUCGGACGACACUGGUAGCUCCUCUUCACGCGAAAGCUCUCGACCCGCUACACCCACUUCUGGAGUCAGUCGUGCACCAUCUAUAUCUUUUGAUGACUAUUCUAAGCAUACACACGCUGGCGAAGUUACGGACAUCAAGAUUGUCGAAGCAGACGCGAACUCCCCGCUACCAGAAGACAUCACCCAUCCGCUGAAACGGAGACGGUUGACGGACACAAGGGCUGAUGAAGUCCGCGCAGAGAGAGCGCUGCUGCCUAAUGUCUGGAGCGACCCAACUAGGGCAGAUGACGGCGCGCUCUUCGGUCUUGGCCAUACACCCAUCAGCGACUGCACGAGUGUCGGGGACGUCGAGCCCGAUGCAGUGGACCCGUCAUUAGAAUACGUCUCCCGUCCAUUGAAACGGAAGCGAAGCGCGGACACAAGCACCUAUGACAUUCGCGCAAAGAGGGUGCGGACGUCUGGCACUUCGAACGACGCAACCAAGGCCGAGGACCGCGCUUGUUUCGGUCUUGGGCAUAUACCCAUCCACGACUACACGAAGAUCAGGGUCGUCGAACCGGACGCGGAUCCCCCGGUCGCCGCCGGUAUUGACAUACACGUUCCACUUGACGCUAUCGCUCGCCCCCCGAAGCGAAAACGGUGUGCUAACACGACGGCCGAUGAGGUCCGUGUCAAGAGAAGGCGGUUGUCUGAUAGUCCGAGCGACGCGUCAAAGCUUAAAGACGGUAUUCCUUUCGGACCUCACCCUAGGUGCAUGAUCACGGGCUGCGUGUCCGCUGAGGUGGAAGCGUGCUAUAUCCUGCCUCCCGACACGCCCCAACCGUUGGGUGACCGCACAAUGCCCCGUGUGCCUACUGAAUCUAAUGCCGUUCAUUGUAGCACUUCUGAAAACAUCAUAUUCCUUCGACGCGACCUCCGUAUAGUAUGGGAGACGAACCACCUAUUGAUGAUACCCCAUCCUGAUCAUAUAGACCACCCUGAUACCCGCCCUGUAUGUAUGUUCUACACAUACCACGUCAUCGCAGAGGAUGAGCAGCCUUCAAACUCGGGCACCCCCCAGGAUCAUACCAUUAUACCUCUAGCUACGACCGCUGAUUGCUCGUAUCGCUCGCUGGGGUGGCACGAGCUGAGUGCUAAUCUGCAUCUGAUGACAAUUCGAGUGGGUCGUGUAUUCAUCAAGCGACCGCUCCACUACGAGCAUGCUUUAUCUAAUAACCUUCUUGUGCAUAUACCCACUAUCGCCCUUGUCCACCCAGAUGCACUCGAGCCGGUCUCCCCCCACAUUGAAGGAGAAUCGCCAGUCGAAGGCAUCCCCCGUCUGCCGAAGCGAAAACGGAGCCCGGAGACAGAUAUCGAUGAGGUCCCUGUCAAGAGGAUGCGCACGUCCGUCACUGGAUGCAACGCGUCCAACAUCAAGGACGCCGUUCGUUUUGGACCCCACCCGCGGUGCAUGAUCACCGGCUGCGUAUCUGCUGAUGUAGAGGGGUGCUAUAUCUGGCCUCUAGACAUGCCUCAGCGAUUGGCGUACAAGUAUUGCGUCAUCGCAGAGGACGAGCACCCUCCAGACUCAUGUGCGACCAUGGGUAACCCCAUCACGCCUGCCGUCAUGGCGGCCCCUUGCUCAUAUCGGUCGCUCGGGUGGCAUAAAUUCAAAGCCGACCUCCGUCUGAUGGUAUUUCGAGCGGGACAGAAAUUGAGCAAGCGACCAUUCCACUACCAGCGUAUCUUGCGGCAGCUGCUGCCCCACAAGGAGAUUAAUCAUACACACACCAUAGUCUCCCGGUAUUCGUCAUGGACGGUCCCCCUGAAUUUGGAGAGAGUACGCGGCAGGCGGUUGUGGGCCACAGGAGAGCUCACACCCUUCCCUGAUGGAUAUUUCCGCAGCCCCAGGAAGCAAUAUUGCCCUCCCCUGUCGGAUGAUGACACUGCCCGCUUGCCUUGCCCACUUCGGCCAAUUGUCUCAGGGAUAAAGAGGAAGCGUUCUGGUGACGCCAGGGCGGACAGUGAGGUCUACACCACGGAAGAAAAUGUUCAACAGAAAGUCAGCAUUUGUCUGUGGCGUCGGUAUUGCGAUCAAGCUCGAGACGAGUGGACGAUGGGACCGCCCGCGGAACCUGAGGACGCAGAUUUGCUCGCUUAUCGACAGGAGGAAGCUGGAGAUAUGCUGCCUGCUGCGCAACGACCUUGGUUUGCGGAAUGGCAUUCUUCAAAUCGGGCUAUCGGCUGUAUCUCAGAGUUUCCUUCCGGCCGCUGCGGUAACUAUAUGCGUGGUCCUUGCGAGACGCCAAACAGCGUCUACCAGCCGCCGCAUGAUGACAUCCUCCGAACGUGUGAGACAAUAUACCGACCCUACGUAGACCAGCCCUUGGGCAUCGGCUCUUCGUAUGGAUGCCGCAAAGAUCAGGCGACCACCACUGAGUGCGGGGAUUUCAGUCGAACCUGUAGUUCAUCCUCACCGCUGGCGUGGAAACUACUCUAUACGAAGGCAAUGCUACUACAGACCGCUGAUGCUGUUUGUAAGACUAUCUCCUUCAUUUUGGCGUCCUCUCAAUCACAGGUAGACCCUCUUUGGACACAGUCCAGGGAUGAAUGGUUCCAGACACCAUCAGUGAUUGGUCUGUCGACGAACGGCGCGCCCGUGUACACAAGUAUUCUGGCACUGUCGCGAAGAGACAUAGGACCUCCGCAAGGUCGAGGAAACCCACACGUCUCUGCAUGA